Messenger RNA from Saccostrea cuccullata (small rock oyster), 1038 nucleotides. Its product is annotated as probable cardiolipin synthase (CMP-forming). The record is from RefSeq and is a predicted model, not a curated record. Gene Ontology annotation, molecular function: cardiolipin synthase (CMP-forming) activity. Gene Ontology annotation, biological process: cardiolipin biosynthetic process. NCBI's taxonomy places the organism in Eukaryota, Metazoa, Mollusca, Bivalvia, Ostreida, Ostreidae. The transcript has 7 exons. Gene Ontology annotation, cellular component: membrane; mitochondrion. Bases 118 to 987 code for a protein of 289 amino acids.
UCAGAUCCAAUAUGUCUGCGCCCAUGUUCUUAACAACGAAGGCAGUGUUUUAGUGAAAAGUUCUUCGAUUUUGAUAUUUAUUUAAUCCGUGAAGGUUGUUUUUAUUUGUUGAAAAGAAUGUUUGGUCGACAUUUGUAUACAUUUACCUUAAGAUCACAUUGUUUUCGGAGAUCUUCCAUUUUCGUACAUCGCUUUUGUUGCACAAAAGUCAACAAGAACUGUAAUUCUGUGGCUUCCUUUAUAAGUCUUAACCUUCAAAAAUGUAAAUAUUCUGUACCAAGCAAACAUGAUUUGGAAGGAUUAACACGUCAUUUUUCUUCGUCGUGUUGGCACUGUUGCAGAAAGAGUGACGAAGAUGGUGUCCAGCGUAAAGAGAGUUUUCAGGGCGAGAGCAUUAAGACGAUUCCAAACGUAAUUACAACAUGUAGAAUUAUUUCUGCGCCAUUUCUAGGGUAUAUGGUUACACAUGGUCAGUUUGAAAUGGCACUUGGUUUGUUCAUCGUGGCAGGCAUUACUGAUCUGCUGGACGGGUACAUUGCGAGGAAUUUCAAGGGUCAAAUGUCCAGUUUUGGGACGUUUCUGGACCCAUUAGCUGACAAGGUGAUGAUGACUGUGAUGUUUACUACUCUAUCUGUGGCCCAUAUUGUACCAGUGCCCCUGACUGUUAUUGUUGUGGGAAGGGAUCUAUUCAUCAUAGCAGCUACUUUUUAUAUCAGAUACAUCUCUCUCAAUCCUCCAGUAACUUUAAAAAAUUUCUUUGAUGUUUCAAAUGCAAGUGUCUCACUGCACCCUUCAACAUUGAGCAAGUACAACACAUUUCUCCAGAUAGUUGUGGUUGUCUCUGCUCUGACAGCUCAGGUGAUGGGAUGGCCAAAUCCUGAAGCACUACAAGCUCUAUAUGUCAUUACAGGAUGCACUACUAUAGGAACAGGUCUGCAGUAUGUGUGGAAUUCAAAAGCAUAUUUUAAAUUAAAAAAGAAAAAUUAGUGUUGUGUUUGUUUUCAAUACUUCAAUGUGAUCCAAUUCCAGGUGAGGAUU